Leguminivora glycinivorella is the source of this 2601-nucleotide messenger RNA. RefSeq names its product cytochrome P450 6B2-like. Lineage: Eukaryota; Metazoa; Arthropoda; Insecta; Lepidoptera; Tortricidae. The coding region runs from base 36 to 1574 and encodes 512 amino acids. Gene Ontology annotation, molecular function: oxidoreductase activity, acting on paired donors, with incorporation or reduction of molecular oxygen; iron ion binding; heme binding. The record is from RefSeq and is a predicted model, not a curated record. The transcript has 2 exons.
CUGCGCCGGCAACCGGUCGGCCCCACAAGGUUACAAUGAUAAUAGCGGCGCUCAUACUCGUCGCGCUAGCUGCGCUGUAUUAUUACAAUACAAGGACGUUCAACUACUGGAAAGACAGAGGUGUAAAACAUGACAAACCUAUGCUCCUGUUCGGAAAUAAUCUGAGUAAUUAUCUCCAGAAAAAAAGUGUUACUCAAAUUGCAACGGAGAUGUAUUUCAAAUAUCCCAACGAAAAAAUCAUCGGUUUCUUCCGGUCUACUCGCCCGGAGCUCGUGAUACGUGACCCAGACAUAAUGAAAAAGAUAUUGACGGUUGACUUUCUCCAUUUUUAUCCACGAGGUUUGAAUUCAAAUAAGACCAUUAUAGAGCCGAUGAUGCGGAACUUGUUUUUUGCGGAUGGAGACCUGUGGCGGUUGUUGAGGCAGCGAAUGACGCCAGCGUUCACGAGCGGCAAGCUGAAGGCGAUGUUCCCGCUGAUAGUGGAGCGCGCCGAGAGGCUGCAGGAGCGCGCGCUCGCGGCCGCCACCGGCGCACGCACCAUCGACGCGCGCGACCUCAUGGCCCGCUACACCACUGACUUUAUAGGCGCAUGUGGUUUUGGACUCGACGCCGACUGUAUAAACAACGAGACAUCUGCUUUUAGAAAACUAGGCCUUCAAAUAUUUGACGUAACAGCGAAGGACGCUAUCGUAGCGAUGCUUAAAGAAGUUUUCCCUCAAGCAUGUGCUCGUCUAAAAUACUUAGGUAAAAUGGAGCAAGACUUGAUCGAUCUUGUUAACGAAAUACAAAGACAAAGGAAUUAUGAACCCUCCGGAAGAAACGACUUUAUAGACUUACUGUUGGAAAUCAAAAAGAAGGGAACAAUGAUUGGCGAGUCGAUAGAGAAGUUCAAACCGGAUGGAACCCCAGAGCAAGCUACGUUAGAACUAGAUGAAAUUCUGAUGGCUGCUCAAGUGUUUGUAUUUUUCGCAGCCGGUUUUGAAACGUCAUCUUCAGCUACUAGCUUCACACUCCACCAGUUAGCAUUUAAUCCUGAUGUUCAAAAGAAAGUGCAAAGCGAAAUAGAUCGUGUAUUAGCCAAACAUGAUAAUAAAUUGAGCUACGACGCAAUAAAAGAAAUGACCAACUUAGAAUGGUGUUUCAGGGAAGCCAUGAGAAUGUUCCCUUCGCUUGGGUUUUUGAUCAGAGAAUGUGCUCGAACGUAUACGAUACAAGAAUUAGACGUGACAAUAGACGAGGGCACUGGGAUAAUAAUUCCACUACAAGCACUGCACAAUGACCCCAUAUUCUGGGAUCAACCUGAAGAGUUCCGACCGGAAAGGUUUCAUCCGGAUGUUUUCAAUUCGAUCCAAAAACAAAUUUACCUGCCUUUUGGCGAAGGUCCGAGAGUUUGUAUAGGUGAACGUUUAGGCCUGAUGCAGUCGAUGGCUGGACUGGCUGCCAUCUUAUCAAAGUUUACAGUAGAACCCGCUCCUGAAACGAUCAGGAAACCUAAAGUGGAACCCAAAUCAUCUAUUGUACAGGGUAUUCGAGGGGGUCUGCCACUCUUGUUCAAGGAAAGGAAGAUUGCGUAGCUGAUAGCUUGUGUACCUUGUCCUGGCUAUCAGGAUAUAACUAUCAGGAUUAAACUGCCUGUAAGAUCAUUUUUAAAAAUGCUUUCAUGAACGAAUAUUGAGCGUGACUUGAAAAUGUAAGCGUGAGAGUUUUAGAAGCAUUCAAAUCACUAUAAGUGUACAAAGUCGACUGGGCUCCGUCCCACCGAACAAAAAUUGACAAAUAGGGCCGUCAUAAAAAGUGGCAUAAAGUUGUUAAGGUAAUUAUGUAUCUAUUUGUUUAGUGUGUAAUAGAUAGAAUGCUUCCCUGAAGAUAUAAAUAAUUGACUAUUUUUAUAUUUACGCCCCAUUGAUGAUGAAUACAUAAGUUUUAAUAAUGGUAGUUAAUAAAGGUAGCACUUGGACUAAAUCAAUUUGAACUUUCACCGUUACACCUAUCACAAUUUACCAACAUUCUAUUGUUAAUAAAGCCACAAAAUAAAAAUUUAAUCCAAAAUUAAACGAUCUUAAGAUAAAAAGCAAAAACAACGUUGUAGGACUUGUAGGUCUAAAUAAACAUGAUUCACAUUUAAAUUGUGCGUCAGAGGAUAACAGGUUAUCAUAUUAUAUUACAACCUAUUAUAAUGUAGGUAUGUUUUCGUCCUAUCGGUCUGAUUCUAAAGUUCAUAAAUACUUACCUACUUAAGACAAAAUGAAUUCUCGAUGCAAUAUGUCAAAAAAAAAAAAGACUUUUUUCAAGAUUAUUAAAAUUACAAUCAAGCUGUAUAAAAUACCUGGCUAUAAAAUAUAUUCUUAAGUACUAAGUAUACUUGUGUCCAUUCUAAUAUUAUUGUUAUUUAAAUUUGUGUAUUAAUAUAAGUAUUUUGCGUUGUGUGUGGUUUUGUUUGUGGUAUUGUAAUGUUUGUAAAAUAGUAUAAUAUAAAAGCUUUGUUGUUCUGAUUCAAGAUCGUAUUUAUUUAUUUAAUAUAGCCUUAAAGGUGUCCUACUGUUAAACUACUGUAUUCCAUAUCUGAAUAAAAUAUUAAAUUAUUUACGUUUUGAUUAGGUA